AUGGCCAGGCUGGAAUUCAUUGGAGGUUCUAGCAAAAUCUAUCGGUUGAAUCCCUUCAUCCUGGUGAAAGUACCCCGCGAGAAAGGGGACGAAGAGGCCCAUGCAUUAGAACAGGCCGCCUUCGACAUUAUCGAACGCUAUGGACGAUUCCCGAAUCUGGUCACCAGCUUUUACCGGGCUCCGGGUGUGACUUUUCUAGAAUCCGCGGGCACAAACCUCCAAUUCAUUCUUCAGCAAAACCAGACACGAGAUCCAAAAACCCGUCGUGUUCUUUCCGCCUCAUCCGACUACCCUAUUCACUGGAGAACAGAGAUAUCUGGAGCUUGUGCCUGGCUGGAACAGAUUGGCUUAGCACACUGUGACCUACGCCCGGAGAAUAUUGUCAUCGAUGGCGAUCAUGCUAAAGUCAUUGAUUUCGACCACUCUGUCCAUGUUGAUUCACCGUUGGAUAUUGGCACUGAACCAUUUGCAAGGAAAUUAGUUGACGGAUCGUAUGGCUUAGCUGGCCCUGUUACCGAGCUGUUCGCAAUAGGCUCAAUCUUGUUUUGUUUGACACGAGGAUACCAACCUUACGAAAAUGAGUGGUUCGGCAAGGGUCAUAGGAUUCAUAUGGGGAAGUUGCUUCAGAAUCGAGAAUUCCCUCAAUUAGACACUCACCAGUGGGAUACCGUGAUCAGCUGUUGCUGGGAAGGAAAAUUCAGGACCGUUGAAGAGCUUCAUAGCGAGAUCGAAUCGCUCACAGGGCAGGUUGAAAGCACUCCUGUCCUCGACCAAAACACGCUCGAAAACCAUAGAGAGGAGUGUGAACAGGCUGUCAAAGAUGGACUAAUCAGGAGCUUGGUUGAACAUUUAGCCUAG
Cadophora gregata is the source of this 858-nucleotide messenger RNA. RefSeq lists its product as uncharacterized. The record is from RefSeq and is a predicted model, not a curated record. NCBI's taxonomy places the organism in Eukaryota, Fungi, Ascomycota, Leotiomycetes, Helotiales, Ploettnerulaceae. Gene Ontology annotation, biological process: protein phosphorylation. The transcript has a single exon. Gene Ontology annotation, molecular function: ATP binding; protein kinase activity. Bases 1 to 858 code for a protein of 285 amino acids.